This is a messenger RNA of Dicrocoelium dendriticum, 3687 nucleotides long. NCBI's taxonomy places the organism in Eukaryota, Metazoa, Platyhelminthes, Trematoda, Plagiorchiida, Dicrocoeliidae. The record is from the annotation of a GenBank genome assembly.
AUGAGAAGGCUGAUGUUCGCAUGCAGUCGUGUGCACUCACACACUCAGGCUCGUCAACGACUGGGUUCAAUUCGCGGGUGCAACACCCUGCCGCCAGCAGAACCUGACAAAGCAAACGCAAGCCGAGUGAUAACAAGCCACCAAUUUAUUCGCUUAUUCAUCCGCUUGUACACGGAUCGAUCGGUUAUUUCACUCAUUCGGGGUCAUUUACAUAGUCAUUCCGUCGGUGGUUCAGCCUUCAACACUGACCUAAUUGCGGACUUAGCCGCUGUUGCAGGCACUAAGCACUUCGUUCUCUGCGGUCUGCCAAGGUACUCAGUUAUAACCUCCGUCCAUGAUGAACCGAGAAUGCAAAAGCCCCUUUCAUGCCGCCACUAUUCGAACGGGAAGAAAGAGGAGUUGCGCAAGUCAUUCGAAUCGGAUAUUCCGCCAGCGGCCAAGCAUUCAAGGUCGUAUGAAAACUGCUUUCAAAAAGUUCAAGAACCCAUAUAUCCCGAUUUGACUCACUGGUUAGCCUUUGACCUAGUUACCGCUGGACGACAAGAUAUCGAACUUGGUCGUGAUCAGACGCCUAUUGUAAAGAUGUCAGCCGUUCUGGGCUCUAUAUCCGACAACAAGGUUGUUGACCGAUUAACGAUCAACCUUCAGUCGAAAAGCUUCCUCCACGAUGUCUUGGGCCCAUUGGAGCUAUCAACUUCGUUAUCUUCGUCACCACCGCUAAUCCUUGCAGCUGAGAAUCAAGAGGGUGACUCUCGGAUGCGCAACCAGUGGUCAGCGAGCGGAGAGGAGGUACACACAGUAUUUACCGACCCCAAUGCUUGCAUGCAAGGCGAUGUUUCCUUUCCACUGGAUACUGUGGAUGUGUAUGACAUGAAAGAAAAGCCAUCAAGAUCCAACGCCUUUUCUCCAGGGCUGGCCGAAGCUAUGAAUUUGAUGACCCACUGGUUAAGAGAACACGGUGUCCCACUCGACCGAGAGUCCGAAAACAGCCACUGCGUGAUAAUUACUGAUGGACAUGUGCCAAUGAGAAAUGUGUUACACCCUCAAGCUGCCUAUUUGAACGUGGACCGGUCAGUUGUACAACAACCUCUCUGGCACUCAUACGUCAAUGUUCUGGAUUGGUGUGCAAAAGACGUGAACAUUUUGCACCUCGACAACAAUAAUCCGAGGCUUCCCAGUGGCGUCAAAGAAGCCUGUGCAAAUUUGGGUCUCCCUUCGGUAGAUCCUGAUGAUGAAACUAUAUCCAGAGUGGAACGGAUCGCCUCCAUCGUACAAGCACUCAUCUCCAGAGAUGUGCCAAUGUGCGAGCGGCAGCUAAUCCGAACGGGAUACCAACACAAAGUGUUCCCUCGUUCGAUUCACAUGGAAGAUAGCUGCGUAGUUGAAGUCCGCCAAGUCCCCUGGAGUGCCACUCCUGCCAUAUUGGCAAGUUUCUUCUCAGGGUUAAACAUCAUUCCUGGAGGCGUGGCGAUUCGACUGACGGAAGGACGCCGUAGCAAUACGGCAAUUAUUGCAUUUGAAUCCCAGUGCAACGCGCAACUCGCAUUAGCACGUCACCAACAUCAGCUGUGUGGAGGCCUGCUUCUAGCAACCGGACAAGAAGCUUCCCCACUGUCGGACCGAGGAGGAAGGGAUGGUCAAACCCAACCAGUGAACAAACCGGUUAUGCUGCAGGUCUACUCAGCUUCCGCACGUGAAUUCCUCCAAUGCGCAGGAUGUGACCAGGCACCUGUGGCAGAUUUCUUAAACCAACUUACUAACGGAGAACAAGUGGUGGUAAGAAUUCGUGGUCUGCCGUACACAGCAACAAAGCAACAGAUUAUGGGGUUUUUUGACGCAGUGCAAGUGAAGGUUUUCCUGCAAGAAAACGGCAUCUAUCUGGUCGCCUAUCCUGAAGGACGUCCGACCGGCGACGCUUUCGUCCUGUUUAACGAUGACCUGACUGCCACGAAGGCACUCAAGCGUCACAAGGACUAUCUCGGUGACCGCUACGUUGAACUGUUCAAGGCUUCUCCGUCUGAAAUGGUUCAAGUUUGCUUUAACGUGGCUCAGCAGUCUCAAGGAUCUAAUACUACAAACAAAAGUGGUAGCCUCUCAGCCGACAUCCAGAACCGUUCACGUACUUCAGUUAAUUCAACGAUGGCAGACUGGCCAUGCUGGGCUCAUUAUUUGCUCCAGGCGCAAAGUUUGGCUACUCCGUGGAAAUCACUUCUCAGCGUCCAUCGACAAUCCCCAGCUCCCUCGGUGUUGGCCCAAAAUACGGUACCUCAUUUGGGACUCCCUCCAACUUUUUUACCAAUUGGAUCAAGUUGGACAGAUUCGUUUUCGGUGGGAAGCAUGUUUGGAAUGAAUCUGCCUUCGAUCAUGCAACCGCAGGUGGUACUCUCUGGCAGCAGCAGAAUGCCCAGUUUAUCACCAGCUGCAAUCAGUAAUAGACCCUUACUUGAACCUGUCACCCAAGACCUAAAAGAUCCAACGGACCCAGACUGUCCAUAUGCCCGCCAGCUACCACCCGGUGGGGUCACUGGGCUGGUACAGAUGAGUGGAUUGCCAUUAGAAACCUCCAGGCACGACAUCCGACUGUAUCUCGGCCCUGUCAACAUGUCCAAAGUAUACCGAAUGCGACAAAUGGCUCCCAAAACGAACCAAUCAACAUCAACCUGGCUAAUAUCUGUCAUUCACACUAUGGACGGUUUGCAACUGAUCAGAGACCUCGUUCACAGGCCCUUCAGGUUGAUAAAUCCUCUUUCCACGGACACAGAAAGGGUACUCCAAAAUGUGCCCACCUUCGCAUUGUAUCACAUUGGACCGGAUAAAACUCCUGUUUCUAUUCCACUUCAUGAAACAUUUAUGGGAAUUCCAUGGAACCGAAUAUAUGGUACUUACCCAGAGACGCAGUCUCCAGAUUUGUGGCUAACUGCCUCAGUUUCCAACCGCACUUCAAGCACAAUUGACCCUGGAAAUACUUUCGGAUUGUCACCGGACGAGAAGACUCCUGAAGCGCAUUCGAACAGCGUCGGCCAGGCGACUAACCAUCUUAAACAGAAUCAGCUGUUACGAGCUAUUAUGGCCCAAACACCACUGCUCCAUGACCCGUUCUCAGUGGGGAAGUCACAACCGCCGUGUGCUCCGUCCAAUAUUGCACAAUUGCCGUUACAAACACCUGCACUGCAUGGAUUCGAUUCACCUACAGAUGUAAUGUACCAGCUGCAACAAGCACACAGUAGCACGAGUCUUGCGCUUCCUGAUGUUCCCAACUUCACCAGAAUUCAUUCUGCUUUACCAAUGUCCUGUGGAACACCUGGUGCUGCAUCCAACAUUGUGUUGCUGGCUGGUGUUCCCCUGGAUGCGACAACGGAGGAACUUACAACAUUAUUACGGCCCGUCAGCCGACUACUAACAUCUCCGCCUCAGUUCACAUUAUACCAGUUGCAGCCGAACGGCACAGCCACCUUCCUGGCUACUUUUAGCACUGCCCUGGAGGCACAUGCAGUUGCGUUAUAUUGUUCCAAUGGCAUACUGCGGAAUCGGCCUUGCACAGCCCACCUCGCACCUCUUCCAAUAGGCGCCAUUACUCAGGUGGACCAGUUGCUGGAGCCAUUGACAACAGAGUGUAGGGCCCUAACGGCCAUGACAAAUCUUCUGUUCCCCCAACCCUUGUUGUCCAACGCCAACCUCCCACCGUGA